Molecule: messenger RNA, 2606 nt
Organism: Acanthopagrus latus (yellowfin seabream)
Lineage: Eukaryota; Metazoa; Chordata; Actinopteri; Spariformes; Sparidae
Gene: foxa3
Product: forkhead box A3
Exons: 2
Coding region: 333-1739 (468 amino acids)
Biological process (GO): regulation of transcription by RNA polymerase II; anatomical structure morphogenesis; cell differentiation
Molecular function (GO): RNA polymerase II cis-regulatory region sequence-specific DNA binding; transcription factor binding; DNA-binding transcription factor activity, RNA polymerase II-specific
Source: RefSeq, a predicted model, not a curated record
CCUCCGCCUGCCGCACGCUGCGUCCCGGGCUGACAAACACGGGCCAGGAGAAGAAGAAGAAAAAGAAGAAGUGAACAUCUGCUGAGCCGUAACAAGAUAAAGGUUAUGAAACAAUGGAUGACUGACAAAUAAGAAAUAUUGACUUGAUAUUUCCAGGAGCAGCGCCGCAUCAGUCAGUCUUGGCAACAACAACAAAAAAAGGAGACAAAUCUGUUUGGAUUUUUCCAGAAAAGUUCCAUCUUUACGAAGGAUUUUAAUAUUUAUUUAUUUUUUAUUUUUGCAACCAAAACGUCCGGUGAAGUGUUUCUCCUCCAAAAGAGAUUGUGUUGGGGAUGUUGAGCUCUGUGAAGAUGGAAGCCCAUGAUCUACCAGAGUGGAAUACUUUCUACAGCGAGGCCAGCGAGAUGUAUUCCUCUCCCAGCACCAUGAACUCUGGUCUGGGCUCCAUGGGCUCCAUGGGCACCAUCAACAGCUACAUCAACUUGAAUCCAGCCACCGCCUCCCCUGCAGGCAUGAACAUGGCGUACCCGAGCUCCAGCCUCAGCGGGUCCCCUCUGGCCUCCAUGGGCUCCGGGCCCGGCCACAUGUCCCUCUCCCCGGUGGCCUCGUCCCUCAGCUCGGCCCCUCUGUCCCAGCUGGGCCCCGCUGCUCCGGGCUCCCUCAGCUCCCUGCCCCACUACCAGAGCAUGGGCCAGUCCAUGAGCCAGCUGGGGUACCCCAACACUGCCUCCCUGAGCCGGGCCGGACCCAAAGAUAUGCCCCCGAAGCCCUACAGACGCUCCCUGACCCACGCCAAGCCGCCAUACUCCUACAUCUCCCUCAUCACCAUGGCGAUCCAGCAGAGUGGCAGCAAGAUGCUCACCCUGAACGAGAUCUACCAGUGGAUCAUGGACCUGUUCCCCUACUACCGUGAGAACCAGCAGCGCUGGCAGAACUCCAUCCGCCACUCGCUGUCCUUCAACGACUGCUUCGUGAAGGUGGCCCGCUCACCGGACAAGCCGGGCAAAGGCUCCUACUGGACUCUGCACCCGCAGUCGGGCAACAUGUUCGAGAACGGCUGCUACCUGAGGCGCCAGAAACGCUUCAAGAUCGAGGACAAGAUGGCCAAGAGAGGAGCCAAGAGCCAGGAGGGCUCAGGGAAAGGAGGCCACGGUGGAGAUCACCUGUCGGAGGAUCACAGCCCCACAGGAGGCUCAGAGGGAGCCGACUCUGCCCACUCAGACAACUCCCACCCGGGCUCCUCCGACGACCAGCCGCAUCCCCGAAACUCCCUGGUUCCACUAGACUGCCCACCGCUGUCCUCCUCACACCUCCACAGCCCGCCUGUCUCCCUGCCACCUUCCUCCUCCACCUCCUCCUCCUCCAUCCCUCAAUCCUCCCUGUCCCUCUCCGCCACCUCCUCCACCUCCUCCAACCUCCUCCACUCCCAGUCUUUAGUGGGUAGUGCCCACCUCCUGCCCAGCACCAUGCAGCACCACAUGGACCUACAGAGUGACGCUCUCAAGUCCCUGGACCCCCACUACAACUUCAACCACCCGUUCUCCAUCACCAACCUCAUGUCCAACGAGCAGAAGAUGGACCUCAAGUCCUACCAGGACCAGGUGAUGGCCUACAACAGCUACACCGGCACCUCUCCUGUGGGGGCCAAGCAGAUCUACGACAGCCCGGGGCCGACCAGCAUGGACUCAGGCGCUUACUACCAAACUCUGUACAGCCGCUCGGUGCUCAACGCCUCCUAAUAUGGACGCUCACACACACACACACACACACACACACACACACACACACACACACACAUACACACCUGUCUGUAGAGGUGAGCCAAGAUGGAGACUUCUCUUCCUCUCUGCCUCUCUGCCCUUUUCUAAAAUGGACACCCGAGCUCUCUUUAUCUUCCUCUUUCUCUCUCUCUCCCUCUCUCUCCCUCUCUGGCUCUCGUCCAGCGGCCUUGGAAGAGACUCACAUCUAAAAUGGCUGCCGUGGUCGAGGGGCAAAAGAACAGUUUUUUUUUUUUCCUUUUGGAGCGUGGAGAGCGGUCGGUUACAUGGAGGACAGAAGAGUGAAGCCGGACGGUCGGAAGACGUCUGACUCGUCCGUGUGUCGCAGGAGAAACUGCACGUGGUGAAAUUGGCUCUGUACAAAAUGUAAAUAGAGGUAAUGUGGGGGGAAAAGGAUAUUUGCAUUUAUUUAUGAAGGGAAUAAAUUUUAAUAUAUCUUGUAUAGCGCUCUGUCGACCAGUUACAACCCCAAUGUGAGUUUGUUAUUUGUUUAAAAUCCAAAGAUGGAGGAGAGGAGGCGAGUUUCAGGUUACUGCUUCAGGCAGGUGUUACUGCCGUAGGAGACGUGUUUUCCUGCGCGUUACAGCAUUUCACACCACGUCCAUCAUUUCUGUCAGAUCAGGCGUCCGUCUAUGUAAAUGUAGCUCAUGAAGUCUGUACUUUCAAACUUUUUUGUUUUUGUAGGUUUAUAUGAAGAAGAAGAAGAAGAAAAAAAGCCAUUUUGUCCUCGUGGGAGGAGACAGAAGUUUAAAUACAAAUCUUCUGCAGCCACGAGGAAAAGAGGCAAAGUAACUGUGGUAAAAACUAAAAAAAUAAAAAACAAACAAA